AUGACGGAAUGGCUGAAUGAAGGUACCCAGUUAAUCGAUUUCGAAAUAUACAAAGGGGUGGGAGGUUUUGCCACUGUAUUCGAAGGUACUUUACGGGAUGGAGUGAAAGUAGCCGUCAAACGAAUUGUUGUAGGGGAUGCCGCAACCAACGAACAAGAAGAGAAGGCUCUAAAAAUGUUAAAUCAUCCCAACGUCAUCAAAUUAUUUCACGUGGAGGAGGACCUAGACUUCAAAAUGUUCGCACUUGAAUUGUGUGAUGCCUCAUUGGACCAACUAUUUCUGAAAGAAAAAGACCCCAAAAAAUACAGUGGCCCGAUGCCACCACAAAUAGAAGUUCUUCUUCAGUUGGCUAAAGGACUCGAGUACAUUCAUCAAAUGGGAUUAGUCCAUCGUGACAUCAAGCCACAUAAUGUACUUAUACGUUUGGAUUCUACAACCCAACGAGUGGUGAUGAAGUGGGCUGACUUCGGUUUGAGUAAAAAAGUCAACGAAAGGGGAACAUUCACAAUGAGCGGAGUGAGGGGAACACACGAUUAUUUCGCACCGGAAAUAUUGAAAUUACUGGACGACGAUCAGAUCGCUACUGAUAAUGAAGAUAAGAAGAGAGGAACAGUCCAGAGCGAUGUAUUCGCAGAAGGACUCGUCUUUGGCUAUUUCCUUUCGAGAGGAGUUCAUCCCUUUGGCACCACAAGUCAUCAAAUUCAAAACAAUUUACGAACAAAUGAACCAGCCAAUCUUCCCAGUAAGUCGAGUGAAAGCUUAUUACAAAAACUUUCCGGUAUAGAAACGACCAACAUUCAGAAUACAAUCACAAGAAUGUUAGAAAAAGACCCAAACAAUCGAAUUACUUCGUCUGAUGUCGUUAAUCGACUCACCGAAAUUAUCCUGAAGAAUUCACAGCAGUUGUUCACUUUAAUUGCAAAGGGGAACCCAAUCGUGGAAGAAAUCGAAAAACUGAUUCAAGAAGGUUUGGAUGUCAAUGCCAAAGAUGAAAAAGGAUUGACACCGCUUUUACACUUAGUAAAAAGCGAAAAGAUAAGUGAAAAUUUGGUAAAAAUAUUUAUUCUCUUGAUCCAACACGGAGCAAACGUCAAUUCACUGGACAGCAACGGCGAAAAUGCUCUCCUUUUGUGGUGCAAAAAUCGCGAACAAUAUCAAAACAAAAGCUUUUUGACAAUACUCAAUCUAUUUGUUAAAAAUGGGAUCGAUAUCAAUUGCAAAGACAAAUACGAAAAUAAUGUUCUCAUUUUAUUGUGCAGAUCUUAUAGAAUCGGAAAUCUAAUCGACAUUAUUCGACUUUUGAUUAAAAAUGGGAUCGAUGUCAAUGGCAAAAACAUAUACAGAAAUAAUGCUCUCACUAUACUUGGAUUCAAAGUGACUAAAGAAACGCGUGACUAUUUCCAGAGAAAUUAUGAAGAAAAAAAUCGCGAUGAAAUCUUGCAAUUACUUCAUGUUUAA
Molecule: messenger RNA, 1458 nt
Organism: Daphnia pulex (common water flea)
Lineage: Eukaryota; Metazoa; Arthropoda; Branchiopoda; Diplostraca; Daphniidae
Product: serine/threonine-protein kinase/endoribonuclease IRE1-like
Exons: 5
Coding region: 1-1458 (485 amino acids)
Biological process (GO): IRE1-mediated unfolded protein response; intrinsic apoptotic signaling pathway in response to endoplasmic reticulum stress; protein phosphorylation
Cellular component (GO): IRE1-TRAF2-ASK1 complex
Molecular function (GO): ATP binding; RNA endonuclease activity; protein serine/threonine kinase activity
Source: RefSeq, a predicted model, not a curated record